AUCUGCUUUUUCUACACACUGGUGUGCUGGCAAAAUUUUGUACUACAGUUCCAAUUUUUAAUUUUAUCCGAUUAUUUGCGAAAAAAAAGUGUCCAAAAGUGUAGUUUCCUCAAAAAUAGAGAUAUUCGAUUACACAAGUUACAAUGGCCAACGUAGGGAACCUACUGAACAUCAACGUGGACAAGCUGUUUGAGCAGCACAGUAUCGCCGAAAUCGACCAGGUUCACAAGCGGCUGCAGGCCGAAGUUGAGCUCAAAAGGGAGGAGCUCAGGACGAUGGUCGGGGAACGAUAUCGGGAUUUGCUGAAAGCAGCUGACACCAUCGGCGACAUGCGGACGACGGCUAGUUCCAUAAUCGAAAAUGUUGAUAACAUCACUUCCGCCUGCCGGAAACUGAACGAUCAUCAACUGAUUGGGUUCAAAUCGGUCGGCGAUCAGCAAAGAACGCACCACACUAACGCCAACAGCAAAUUCCACGGAGUGAUCGUGCAAAUCAAACUGUUGACCAGCCUUCCGGAAAUGAUAUGGAGCGCCAUCGAUGAAGAGGACUACUUCGUGGCCACUCAGUUGUUUAUCUUUUCGCGGCACAUUUCGACCGGUUUGCAGCUGGAUGCAAACAGCGAAAUGAUGACCAAGUUCCCCGUGGCUAAGAAGCAGUGGGCCGUUUUGAGCCAGUUCUUUUUCACCAUCAAGCAGAACUGCGCCAGUUGUCUGGAACGAGAAGAUUUGACUCCAGAAGUGGCCGCUAAAUGCUUAGCCAGCUUGGUGCUACUGGAAAAUUGCCAAUUGGAUCAUAUUUUGUCCUUGUUUGUGCAAAUGCGCCUCAAAGCGUAUUCAGGUGUGCUUUCGGAAAAUUCGCGAUACGAAAAGGUCAAAGAUAAAAUCUUGGCCAGUUUGAAACUACUGAUGAACACAGUUAGUUUGAUGCACGAGUGCUUUAUUGGUAACGGCAUGGAACCGGGUCUGCUAGUGAAGGAAAUGAUGCUUGUGACGGACGAAAGCGCUCUCCCGACAAUUGCCUUGAUCAAAUCUGAGGAUCCAAAAAUUCUGCAAACUUUGCCAGAUAUUAUUUGCAAAUUCAGACCAAGAAUUGCAUUGCAACCAUUGCACGGAGAAUUGGUUCUGAAAAGUUCUCAAUUUUGGUUGCAAAACGUGGAGAAAAUUGCCACUGGACAGUUGUCGAACUUGAUGAACUUAGUGACGACGAUUAAAGUUCUUCAUGACAUAAAAAAACUUUCGUUAAAAGUCGCUUGCAAGCCUGAAAAUUGGUCAGACAUUUGCGAAAAGUUGUCCUUUCCAGAAUCAUUGGACUUUUACGCACUGUUCUAUCAACCUUUGAUAAAUUCCCGCAUCAAAGCUAUAAUUAGAAAGUGUUGGUCGGAAAUGAUUUCUUCGAACAAUAACGACGUACAAAACCUUGUUUCAUCUCUCACAACUGAUAAGCAUCUGAAGGAUUUGAAGGCUUUUGUUUGGUCCGAGUCUACUGAAGACAUUCCACUAAACUUAAAAGCUGCUUUGGAUCGAUCGCAGCCUGCUUCCCAUUAUCUUCUGAUGAAAACAAAGGCAUUCCCACCAACGCUAGUACAAUUGGCGUCGUCUUUCGAUCAACGCAUUCAAAAUCUCACAACCGACGUGGAAUCAUUUCUGGAGUCAUCCUCCCCAAGUGAGACUGCCCAGCUCAUUGAAUUCUACAGUGACUGCAGCGCCGAAAGCGUGAACGAUCUUUUGACGGCCAUUAAAACCAACGACUCCAGUCCAUCAUCGGAAAAACUAAUCCUGCAUGCUCGGCUACUCACCGCCUACAGAGAACUUUGUCCAUCUCUGAGGCAAUGCCUAACGCCAUCACUAAUGAAUCAGGCAGAACCCACAGCUUCCUGGCAAAUUGAAGGCAAAUCGGUUGACGGUGGUGACCGGUGGAGCAACAUUUCCUGUUUACUGGAAGAGGAAAGCAUCCGAUUCUGGAAGCUCUGGUUGGAGCAAUUUGUUACCAUGUGGCCUCAGCUAGACAAACAGAUCGGUUACCAAACAUUGCUCACUGAAUUCCCGCUAUGGGACACAGUCACCAUCGAAGAAAACGACGAGCAGAACCAACCGGUGCAAUCGACCAUUCACAUUCCCGCCCUGCCCAGUUUCCCACUGCACAAGCUGCUGCACGUCAUAACGUCCCUUUUGAACACCCUUGUCCCGCAAACAAUCCCCAAAGCCAUCGUCGUUCAAGUCGUGGAGCGAAUAAUUGCCUACCUGUACGACUACUAUCGCCAUCUGGCGCAAGACGAAUUCGUUCGGAAAAAUCAAAAUUCCGCCCUGCAGUACUAUUUCGAUCUGAAAUUUGUUCAGCUUCUGUUCACCGGACGCGACCGAAGGCAACUAGCCGAACCGUACAAUCAGCUAAUCGGCGAGUUCAAAUCCUACAUCGAUCCGUUCGAUUUUGACGUAUUCUACCCGCACGUGAACAGCAAUGUGAAGCGUGCCGUCCAGCGGAUGCAGCAUUUCUUCGGCAUUUUGGUAACAAACGGCGAUCAGCUAAGUUCGUUGCUCGGAACGAACACGGGAAGCGCUUCGGUGGCACCGGUCAAGGAUAAAAAUCCAAACAUUCUUGCGCUGAGUUCGAAUAGUGCUAGUGAAACGUGGUUCCCGUUGCUGCCGAUAGUUACGAAAGAUGCAGCACCGGCGACGGCGGUUGUUGCGGGGGCGAGUGCUGGCGCUGUUAUGGUAGAAUCAGUGAAAUCGAUCAACAAAGCGGUUGAGUCAUCUAAGCCGCCAGUGAAAGAGGCUACUGUUAAUAAACCUCGAGACUCGACGUCAUCUUCGACAGUAACGGCUCAAAACUACGCCAAAGGUGCAGCGGCUUUCUUCGGACUGGACAAGGACUGGUUCAGAUAAAUUAUUUAUAGCACAAGGUGAGUAAUUUUCAUAGUCAUUAAUACUUUUACGUCUUUAAUUUUCUUCUUUUGAUCUAAUUUUAUAAAGUCUUAUAAAUUAUAAAGGAAAUAUUUAAACACAGUUAAUACACAGAAAUAAGAAAUACUUAUAAAGUAACAA
This is a messenger RNA of Aedes albopictus (Asian tiger mosquito), 3041 nucleotides long. RefSeq names its product conserved oligomeric Golgi complex subunit 1 (gene Cog1). NCBI's taxonomy places the organism in Eukaryota, Metazoa, Arthropoda, Insecta, Diptera, Culicidae. The record is from RefSeq and is a predicted model, not a curated record. Gene Ontology annotation, biological process: intra-Golgi vesicle-mediated transport. Gene Ontology annotation, cellular component: COG complex; Golgi apparatus. The coding region runs from base 144 to 2882 and encodes 912 amino acids. The transcript has 4 exons.